Messenger RNA from Brachypodium distachyon (stiff brome), 1666 nucleotides. RefSeq names its product putative MO25-like protein At5g47540. The coding region runs from base 402 to 1412 and encodes 336 amino acids. Gene Ontology annotation, molecular function: protein serine/threonine kinase activator activity. The transcript is spliced from 11 exons. Gene Ontology annotation, biological process: intracellular signal transduction. Lineage: Eukaryota; Viridiplantae; Streptophyta; Magnoliopsida; Poales; Poaceae. The record is from RefSeq and is a predicted model, not a curated record.
AAAGGAAAGACAGGUCAGACAGCGAGAAGCGACAGGGGCAAGAAGCUUCGAGAAGCGCAACAUCACAACCCGCCUCGUCCGCACCGCACCGCACCGCCCCUCGCACCGCAUCGGUGGAUAGGGAGGGAUCUCGGCCCUCCGCUGGACAGCAACGCCGGCGCGCCCUCGCGAGCCCGACCGCCGCUCCCGUGCCCGAGCCCUCGCCUCCCCGCGGCGCCCAGCCGGAUCACUGCCCGCGCGGAGGAGGCAAGCCCUAAGAGAGGGGGUGUCGUACUGCGAGCUCGGGAGCCGUGGCGCUGUUCCGCGGCUGCUUCUCCUUCGGGUCGGCGGGGCGGAGCAGGCCCGCCGCCUCGCCGUUGCCCUCGCCUCCGCGCGCAGCGGUAGCGGACGACGGCGCCAAGAUGAAGGGCCUCUUCAAGUCCAAGCCGCGGACGCCGCCCGACGUCGUGCGGCAGACGCGCGAGCUCCUCAUCUUCCUCGACCUCCAUUCCGGCUCGCGCGUCGCCGACGCCAAGCGCGAGGAGAAGAUGGCAGAAUUAAGCAAAAAUAUUAGGGAACUGAAGUGUAUCCUGUAUGGCAAUGGCGAACAAGAGCCUGUCACUGAAGCUUGCGUGCAAUUGACCCAAGAAUUCUUCAAGGAGAAUACUUUGCGACUAUUAAUUGUCUGUAUUCCGAAAUUAAACUUGGAGACCAGGAAAGAUGCUACUCAAGUAGUUGCAAACUUGCAAAGACAGCAAGUCUCCUCAAGAAUAGUUGCAUCUGAGUACCUAGAGUCAAAUAAAGAUCUUUUGGACACCUUAAUUUCUGGGUAUGAGAAUAUGGACAUUGCUUUACACUAUGGUGCCAUGUUGAGGGAAUGUAUCCGCCACCAGAGUAUUGCAAGGUACGUUUUAGAGUCUGACCACAUGAAGAAGUUCUUUGACUAUAUACAACUUCCGAAUUUUGACAUAGCAUCAGAUGCUUCUGCAACCUUCAAGGAACUUCUGACAAGGCAUAAAGCAACCGUGGCAGAAUUUCUUUCCAAGAACUAUGACUGGUUCUUUGCAGAAUUCAACACUAGGCUGCUAUCAUCAACCAACUACAUAACAAAGAGGCAAGCUAUCAAGCUGUUGGGAGACAUGCUGCUUGAUAGGUCCAAUUCUGCAGUCAUGAUGCGAUAUGUUGGUUCAAAAGACAAUCUUAUGAUUCUGAUGAAUCUCUUAAGGGACACGAGCAAAAACAUUCAAAUGGAAGCAUUUCAUGUGUUUAAGCUAUUUGCAGCAAAUAAAAACAAACCAGCCGAUGUUGUAAACAUACUAGUCACAAACAGAAGCAAGCUGCUUCGGUUUUUUGCGGGAUUCAAGACUGACAAAGAGGAUGAGCAGUUUGAGGCAGACAAGGAGCAGGUCAUAAAGGAGAUAUCGGCGCUGUAAUGCCCCUCAUGUACCUUGCGGGAGAUCUUAAGAUAGCAUUGCUCAAGUGGCCUCUUGUGGACUUACUGUAGUUACCCCACCACGAGGGGCACUUGCAUGGAUCUCCACCGUGAUGUUUCUUUAUGAAAGCUGCUUGUGUAAUAAUAGACUUCUGCACAUUAUUAUGUUGGAUUCUAGCAACAGUAUGAAUCAUAUAGUUGGAUGCUGUCAAGAUGUGAUAAUUAUAUAGUUUGGUUACCCUGGCCUGUUCGCAA